AUGUAUCAGGCACAUUUUGGUGACCGAAGCACGUUUGAAAAUGGUGCCGCUGGAGGCACACAGUCACGGUUUUUUGGUUCAGCCAUAAAUUCCUCGUCAUGCGCCUUGCGGGGAGGUUCGACCUCCUUGGCACCCUAUGUCUACAUGAUGCAAGCAAACUCUGGAAGAUCACCCGCUUGUAUUCCAGCUCAAAGUGUUCCGUCUGCGUCGCCUACUCCUUUGACUGGGAAUACUGCCGCUGUUACAAGUACUGCUUCGGCUGCUGUGUUGUCACCAGCUCCCCGUAGCCCAAUCAGUGCGGUGAGGGCCCCUUUUCCCCAGCCGAUGCAGCAGCAAACUGUGUUUAUGGUAAAUAUAGGCGAUGGGCAACCCAUUCCUUGUGUACCCGUCCAGCAAUUGGUCUUGGCCACUCCAGGCCCCUUAACUCCUCCUCAAUUACUUGGGAGUGAGCCUUUCCACACGGGCUAUAGCCGCAGCAGCAGUGGGAAUUUUUCGCUUGAAGGAUCUUCGAGAGAUGCUGGAGAAAGAGCCCUCUCUCCGUCAACGCCGGUCGGAUUCGUGGGUGAGGCGACAAUUCCUAGUUUCCAGAAUUCGGUUUCCCCGCUCGCAUCACCUACCACGCAUAUUCUUCCGCAUCCAAUGCCUUUUGCCUAUCAUUUUUCCCCAACUACAGUGGAGCCAAAUGGGAAUAGCUUGGCUUCACCACAAUUUGCCAAUGUUCCAGGCAAUGACUGCAGCAAACAAGCCCCCGCGCCUGCGCAAAGCAAGCCUGAUAUUAAUGGUAAUGAAAAGUGUGAUAAGGUCAGUGGUGAGUCACGCGUUGAUGUGUAUGCUCCUGACUUUAGCAGCAUUAUUUCUCUUCCAGUCUCUGCGAUUGCGCAGGUGCCACACGCGUCAUUGGGCGUUUCACGCUUGGUUCUAUGUCGAAAAUAUGUCCCUGGGCACCCGGAGAGCUGCUGGAAGGGUUCCAUGUGCAAGUUUGUGCAUGCCGAUACAACAGGGGCGUCGCAGUGUCCGAUUCACGUGAACUACUCCUGGCGAAGCGUGGAGCGCUGCACGUAUCAGCGUCUUCCACCUGGAGAGAUGAUUUUUGUGUUGGCCCCAAAUGGCCGGGAACCCGCCGAGACGUUUCCGAGUGAACGCAUUCUGGUUACGCGCGGUAGUCUCAACCGGAAAAGUCACGCGGGGCCGCCCUCGCGCUGCGCCCACUACUACUUCAACCGUCUAUGCAACCGAGGGGAGAACUGCAACUUUAUUCAUACCAUUCAUGUGGACCCGAACGUGGAGGAGGACUUUAAGCGUGCACCAGCUUCCAACACCAUUGCGCCGAUCAAAAAACGAACUGAACACUCAAAGCCACUUGCUUUCGAACGUUCCAGUGGGCUUGGCAAGGAGACUGCUGUGGCGAACAAGAAGAAAGCUGCCUUAACGUCGUGCUCAGUGGGACGACAGAAUGCUCCUUCUGAGGGGUUUGACUUUGCUGCCAGUAGCGGGGCAUCCGCCAAUCAGAACUUUUACCUCGCAGUUCCUCAGAACGCCACACGCUUGUCGCCUUGCUCAUCUUCGUCGGUGGGGGGUGGCAGCGCACGCAGCAGCUCCAGUGCGGUGACGAAUCCCAUUGAAUGGACAUUUGUGGAUAACCUGGAUUGUUCUAUUUGGUCAGACGGUGACAAGACGCCUCUGCUUCCUUGA
Molecule: messenger RNA, 1692 nt
Organism: Trypanosoma conorhini
Lineage: Eukaryota; Euglenozoa; Kinetoplastea; Trypanosomatida; Trypanosomatidae
Product: zinc finger protein family memeber
Exons: 1
Coding region: 1-1692 (563 amino acids)
Molecular function (GO): metal ion binding
Source: RefSeq, a predicted model, not a curated record